AUUAAUUUUAUAAUGACAAUAUUCAAACGUAUGUGUAAUAUUUGUGAUUCAAACUAUAGUUUUAUCGUAUUUUUACAUUGCUGAAUUUUAUGUUUUAUAUAUUAAAGUAUUGUAUUUUUAUAUUAUAAUCUAUAUUUGCAUAUACAAUAAUACCGAUUUUUAAAUUUAAAGAACAUGAGUAGAAAAAGUGACUUCAGGGGAUUUAAGCUCCCAACGAAGAUGUUUGACAUUGAUCCAGAGACUGGAAAAAAAAUUCUACUUCCCCUGCAAUUUGAAAAUAGCGACACCAAACAAGGAAUUCCAGUUACAAAGAGCAGUCCAGCAAAGCUUGUACCUAUAGACUUCAACAAACUCAGAGAGGAAAUUGAAGCAGAGGAACGGCAAAGUAAAAAACGAAAAAUAGACGCUCCACAUAGUGCCAAAAGGCUUUUUACUUCGACGUUUCAGCCGAGAGAGACGCUAGCGAAUAAGAGAAAAUCCAAACAGUUGGUAAUACCAAGAAAGAGCAAAGUGUUUCAAAAUCAAAAUCCAUCAUCUCCGUUAUUAAAUAUGGAAGAAGUCGAGGAAGAAAUUUUAACCAAUAAAAAAUCUUUAAACAAAGUUCCUUUUAAACCUGUAUUAAAGCAAAUCACAGAAGAAUUCCAUGCAACACGUGGUGGACACAAAAUAAAAAAACCGGAAAUACGAAUCCCUGAAUUCAAAAUAGAUAAAUCUGAAAAUAUACCUGAACAUAUAAACCCGUCAGACGAAUGUGAAAGAGGCCUAAUGGAAGAUGAACUUAAAUCACCCGAUUCCUCAAGAGAAUUUAAUAAAUUAGAACUAAUGUGCGUAGAUUCCCCAAUAACUAACAUGUGCAACUUAAUGCAAGAUACGGUAAUAAACAGUAUUAAAAAGACAAAACUUAAUAAUAAUUCGCCAAACAAGUCAAAUUUAGUGACAUGCAUUAAUAAUAUACAAGAUAUGAUGCGGAAGGAAGAAAUAAGGCACCAAGAGACCAUGACUCAAUUAAAUAAUGUAUUACUAACUCUAAAGUCUCUAGUACCAGAUGAAAACUUUAAAGAGAAUCAAAACUCAACAGCUAACCGACGUUCUGAAAGGUUAUUAAAAAAGAGCCCGCCCAAAAAUAAGAAGCUCUUGACAUCUCCUGCGAUAUUAAGAAGUGACGAUCUGAGAAAGAGUACCUUAAAAAAGAAUAUGGCUGCUAAAAAUCCCGAUUGCGAAAAAAGUCCCCGAAGUCAAAAAGCGUUGGCACUCUACAACACAAUCCGAUCUAAUAGUUUCGUUUUAGAAACUCCUAGGUCUGACAGAAAAGGUUCCAAUUUGAGUCACAAGAUUCAGACUCAGUGUCUUCUGUUGCAAGAUACUCCAGUGCAUCAUAAAUAAAUUUGACUGAUUAGUACAAUCUCUUAAGAAGCAUCUAUGGUUGUUUUCUGACAUAAACCAAAUAAACUAACAUUUGUAGCGAUUGCUUGAAUUUGUGAAGUAUAAUUAUUUGUUACAGAGAGUUUCCUUCAUCAUCAUCAGUGGUGCUACAUCUCUUUAUGAGCCAAAGCCUUCUUCAGAACAAUUCUCCAUUCGUCCCUGUCUCUGGCAACUCUUCUGUAUGCUCUAAUUCCAAUAGAUUUUAAAUAAUUUUCUAAUUUGUCUUGGUACCUAAGUCUCGGUCUUCCUCUUGCUCAUUGUCUACCUGCCCUUUUCGAUCAAAAACUUUUUUCACUAUGGCAUCUUCCUCUUGUCUGACUACAUGACCUAUCCAUCUAACUAAGACGUGCUACCUUAAUGAAUUUUACAGCAUCAGGUUCUCCAAAACUUCUCUAUAACUCAAAGUUGUAACACCUGCGCCACAAACAUUGUUCUUUUAUCCCUCCAUAUACAGGGUGUAACGAAAAUACAGGUCAUAAAUUUAAUCACAUAUUCUGGGACCAAAAAUAGUUUGAUUGAACCUAACUUACCUUAGUACAAAUGUGCAUAUAAAAAAUGUUACAACCCUUUGAAGUUACAAAAUGAAAAUCGAUUUUUUCCAAUAUAUCGAAAACUAUUAAAGAUUUACAUUUAAAAACAUUUUGUUUAACUAAUGGUAUCGCAGUAAUAGUUUAAUUGGAGCGUACACAAACAUUUGGGGGGUUUAAAGGAACAAAACCCCCAUAAAAUUUGUAUGUAAACAUAUUAAAAAAGAAGCCGCAACUCGAUAAAAACUGCCUUAUCGAAAAAAUACUAAGAGCCAAAAAAGUUUUAAAAAUAUUGAAUUUAACUAAUGGUACCACAAUAAUAAUUUAAUUUGAACGUACAGAAAAGUUUGGGGGGCUUUAAGGGAAGAAAACCCCCAUAAAAUUUUUAUGGGGAGCACAAAUUUUACUAUAAUUUUUCUUUAAGAUGCUCCUGCCGUAAGAAUGCCACAUAUCUAUUUUCAAUAAAAAAUCUCUAAUAGUUUUCGAUAUAUUCGAAAAAAUCGAUUUUCAUUUUGUAACUUCACAGGGCUAUAACUUUUUUUAUGUGCAUAUUUGUACUAAGGUAAGUUAGGUUCAUUCGAACUAUUUUUGGUCCCAGAAUAUGUGAUUUAAUUUAUGACCUGUAUUUUUGUUACACCCUGUAUAUAUUCUUCAUAGAAUUUUUCGCUCAAAACGUUUGAGCAGUUCUGGUUCAUUCUAAGUGCCUAAGUUUGAGCCUAAGUAUAUGAAAGUGUCGACACAUUCCAGUUCUAGGUCCUCAAUUAUUAUUCUUGUAGGUGUCGGGUUGCUUGACCUAGUGCAACACAUAUAUUUGGUCCCAUUCUCUGUGCAGAUGCUCUUAAUAAUUAAAUUAAUAUUUAUUGACGGAAAACUCCAUUUUACAAUUAAAAUUAAAAGUCAAAAUUAAACAUUGAACACAAGUUAACUUACAAUACUUACAAUUAAACUAACGACAUCAAAAAAUUAAAAUCAAACUAAAAUAAUUCACGUGAAAUAGUCCUUUUAAAAGCAUUUAGUGUGACUCCCAUAAAGUCUAUAUUUGGAAACUCAUUUACACUAGAAACAAUUCUAUUUAAAGGCAUAUUUCUGCAUGACGUGUAUUGCACGAUCUAGCGGAUAGCAAGGGACAUCUUCUCAAAUUCCUAGCUGGAACAUAAAAACCUAUUCGACCCAGAAUGCUAGGUGCAACAAUAAUACCAUUUAACACCUUAAAUACGAAAUUAAGGUCAAAGUAUCGCCUGCGAUCCUCUAGACGGUGCAAAUGAAACAUCUGCAUGACCUGACUGGAAUUCAAUUGCAUUCCUCUAGUACCUAAUCUAUACCGCAGAUAUCUAACGAAUUUAUUUUGAAUCGAUUCAAUUCGAUAUUUGUGAUUCUCAUGACUUGGACUCCAAAUCACUGAACAAUACUCUAGUAAUGAACGAACAUAACUCAAAAACAAUCUCACAAUUACAAACAAAUUAUUAAAAUCAUAUGACAUUCUCAUGACUAACCCUAAUGUCCGAUUAGCACGCGCAAUAAUGGCAUCAUAAUGGUCCACGAAACUUAGCUUACUAUCCAGUAACACACCUAAAUCCUUAAUUACCUGAACCCUAGAUAAAUCCACAUCUCCUAUCUUGUAUUUAAAAUCACUGGUGGUCUUAUUACGUGAAAAAAUAAUAUACAUAUGAGCAUUUUGAAGCAUUCAAUCUAAGAUUAUUUUCCUGGCACCAAUGUACUAAAGAAUCCAAGUCUCUCUGCAAACCCUCACAAUCAGAUUCUGACCUAAUGCAUUUAAAUAUCUUUAAGUCGUCUGCAAAUAUCAGAUAUUCAGAUUUAAAGUUCCUACCAAUAUCAUUUACCAACAACAGAAAAAGCUUAGGACCCAAAUGGAAACCCUGCGGAACCCCUGACACGGCUUCAAAUCCAUUAGAAACACAUCCUGCUGAUCUUACUUGCAAUUUUCUUUCUUGCAAAUACGAAGUAAACCAAGCUAAUAAAGAACCAGUGAUACCAAAGUUUCUCAGCUUUAUAAUUAAGACAUUAUGAUCUAGUAGGUCAAAGGCCUUACUGAAAUCGGUAUAUAUAGAGUGCACCUCAUAACCCUCAUCCAUUGCUGUACCUAUACUAUCGAUAUACAAAAAGAGGUUAGUGAGAGUAGAACGUCCUCCUACAAAUCCAUGUUGGUUGUCCGUAAUAAUGUUCCUAAAACAAUUAUCCAAACUUUGCAAAACCAUUUUUUCAAAUACUUUAGAUAAGGCUGACUGAAAACAAACUGGCCGAUAAUUUUUGAUAUCACUAUGAUCUCCUGCCUUGAAAAUAGGACACACAAAGGAAUGUUUCCAUCUGUUCGGGAAAAUUCCCGUCUGGAGAGAUUUAUUAAGAACAUAUACUAAUGGUUCACACAAGGACACUGCACUUUCUCUUAGGAACAAAUUCGGUAUCAAAUCAGGGCCAGCCCCUUUAUUGACAUUUAAUGACAACAACACAUUCAGUAAAUUGUCAAAAGUGACUUCGAGGUUACUAAUUUUCACCUCCAGCUGUUGUGAGAAAAUUUCAUUACUCUCCAGGUUAUCCAGAGAUUUACCAUUAAAAGUGCUGUAUACAGUACCAAAAUGUUUCGCAAACAACUCUGUUAUUUUUUGUUUGUCAUUCUCACUUUCCUCACCUAGAAACAUAGAGCCAGGGAGAGCACCAUGUCCGUUGGUUUUAUUUUUGAUGAACUUCCAAAAUUCACCAGCGUUCUCAUUUAUUCUCACUUCCAUCUUUGAAACGUAAGCAUUGUAAGACUGCUCAGUAGUCUGCUUUGUAGUUUUAUCUUUUUGGCAAUGACUUUACUCUUAAGUUCAGAUGAGAACCAGACAGGAAAAUUUCAUCUUUUUACAGAUAUCUUUGGUACAAAAAGUUCAAUUGCGUUCCAAAUAAUGGAAUAAAAAGCAUCUAAAAUGUCAUUUACAUCCUCUAAACAGUACAACUCAAUCCAAUUGAUCUGAAGCAAAUAAUUAUUCAAGGCACCAUAAUCCGCCUUGUGAAAGUUAUAAUAAAUAUUAGUUUCCAAAUUGAUAUAUUGAUUAUCAAAUAAUAUUAAUGCUUCAAGUGAGGGAUGAUACCUGUCACACGUCAUUAAAGCUUCCGCUUUUUUAAAUUUAAAUAAGUAUCAGAGAAACACAGAUCAAGAAUUGAGUCAUACUGGUUUUUAAAAUAAUUAUAUUGACCUAAUCCUAAAAAAUAUAACUCGUCACAAAACAAAAUUUCAUUAUCAUUACUUAUAUUUUUAGCAGUCGUCUCACCGUCCCAUAUCAGAUUUGGUAGAUUAUAAUCCCCAAAUAAUACUAGUUUAGAAUCUUUAUACUUAUUCAUAAUUAGUUUUACAGUAUCAAUGUGAUUGGAAUAAACAUCCAAUCUAGAUCUGGGCGGAAUGUAGACACAGCCAAAAACAUAUUUAAUGCAAUUAAUAGUAAUUCCAGCAAAAACCUUUUCUACAUUUGAACUGGCAAUUUCCACUAGACAAGAACUGAUAUCACUUCUAACUGCAAUUAACACUUCACCUCCUCUUGAUUUCUCGCUGGAAAUAUGAUCACGGUCCCGACGGUAUACGGUAUAUAAAUCACAGAAAACUUCAUUACUUUUAAUUUCAGGACCAAGCCAACUCUCUGUUAGGAAAAUAACGUCAUAUGUAGCUGAAUAAUAAUAAUAAUAGCUAAUAAUAAUAAUAUGUAAGCACUACGAGCCUAGUAGGCUCAUGGCUUGAUGUACUACUAUUCUUUUCCACUCCCUUUUGUCAGUCGCUUUUCUUUCCGAGUUCUUUACGUUAAGUCUUCUCAUAUCUUCUCUAACUCCAUUACUCCAUCGUGACCUCGGUCUUCCUCUUCGCCUUUUCCCUGCCAAUGCACUAGAUAGUACCAUUUUGGGAAUUCUAGAUGGAAUCAUCCUCUGUACAUGGCCCAACCAUCUAAGUCUUUGCGCCUUAAUUACUGCUAAUAUGUUAGGAUCUUGGUAGAGCUCAGUUAGUUCCUUAUUUGUUCUUCUUACCCAUUGUCCAUUUAAGUUUUUCCCACCGAAGAUUUUGCGCAGUAUUUUCCUCUCCCAAACUAAUAACAACUCUUGGUGUUUUUUUGUUGUGACCCAUGUUUCAGAAGCAUACGUUACUAUCGGCCUUAUUACGGUCUUGUAAGUUCUUAGUUUUGCAUUUCGUGAUAUAUUUUUACUGCUUAACAACCCAUUAAGAGCAAAUAUAGCGCGGUUGCCAGACGUAAUUCUUUUUUGUAUUCCUUCUUCACAGUUAGGAUCUCUUGUGAAGACAGUUCCUAAGUACUCAAAUCUUUCAACUUCUUCGAAUUUAUACUGUGUUCCCUUGGCUGUUGUCAUUGUUAUGUAUUAUCCCCGAACGAUUUGCUUAUUUGUCUAUUCCAUAUACUUUGUUUUUGCUUCAUUUAUAUACAAUCCUUUGGUUGCUGUCCUCUCCUCGAGUUUCACGACUGUUUCUGUAAGUUCUAAUUUGCUCCUAGCCAAGAUUACCAAAUCGUCCGCGAAUGCCAAGCACUGAUGUUUUUUGUGGUAGAUCAGACCUGUUCUUUUAAUGUUUGCUUCCUGUAUAGCCUUUUCUAGUAAUAUGCUAAACAUUAUAGACGAUACUGGAUCACCCUGCCGCACUCCUUGUUUGACCUCAAAGCUUUCUGUUAUAGUAUUGUUUAUCUUGAUUUUAUUCAUUGUUCUUUAGUGAGUUAAUUUUAUAAUUCUAAUAAGCUUUGGACAAAAGUCCAUGUCUUACAAUGCUGUGAAUAAUUCGCUUCUUUUGACUCGAUCGAAAGCCUGUGUAAAGUCAAUGAAAAGAACCAUGGUGUUUUUAUUAUAUUCCUAACUUUCAGCCUGUAUUUCUCGCAGUGUGAAGACCUGAUCCACAGUACUUCUGCCUGUUCUGAACCCACAUUGAUAUUCUCUUAUGCUUCAGUCAGAGAUUCUGUGUACUAUUCUGAUAGUACUAUUCUUAUUAAUCUGGAACUCUCGAACUAUUUUUUCUAAUGCCGUGUUAAAUAAGAGGCACGAUAGUCACCUUAGUCAGAGAGGUUUCUUAAGGUAUUUAUAUUGUAAAAAAAGGGAAUUGAAAAGUUAAAUACACUGCCGAGCAUAUACUUGGGGUCACUCCGUAAUUUGAGUUAAUUUUAGAAAUUAUUAUUCUCUUUUAAACGUUUUCGGUUGUAACACAGUUUGUUAAGGACAUGGGCGCAAAAUGUCGCCUGUCAAAAUGUUCAAUGUGUUUUAAAUGUAUUAAUUUUUUUUGAAUCCUGAAAAAACUAUGUAAAAAUAUGUUUAAAAAAUUUAAACGCAUAGUCAAAUAUUACAUUAUUACUGAGGACCGAAAGUCCGUGAUAACUUCUAUAAUGUUUAUUUUAGUAAGUUACAGGGGUGAAAAUAUUAGAGAAAAUUUAGUGUGAUUUUUAAUUGCAAAUAUCUCAUUCAAAAGAAACUUUUUAUUUAUUCUAAGGGACUUUCGGCCCUGGGUAAUAAAAUAAUCUUCCAUUCUGCGUUUAAAUGUUUUAAAAAUACUUAUUAGUUUUCUUAGGAUUCGAAAAAAAUGAAUACAUUUAAAAUACAUUGAAAAUUUUGACAGGCGUCAAAAUUUUGCAUUUUGCGCCUUUCCCCUUAACGAAUUGCUUACCUAAAGAAAACAAUGUUUUAUCAUUCAAAGUUAAUAGAAAGUAAUGAAAAUGAACAAUUUUCCUUUGAUUAUACAAAAACUUGAAAAGAGGCAAUACUUGUUGAAACCAAAGAAAUUUUAAGAACAUCAUUAGCUAGUAUUACCUCCUCUGGCAGUGGUAACAGCUUGCAAAUGACGCGAGACAUGUUUUGAAUCAGAUUACAUUCUGCGAAAGAUUGUUCCAUUUCUGCAACAAUAUGUCGCAAAGCUUUUUUGAAUUACUGGAGGUUUGCAUAUGACUCUGUAGGUUCUAGGUCAAUUGCUCGAAAAGGAAUUGCUCGACAUGAAAAUUGCUCGAAAUACAAAUUGGUCGAAUAAAGUAGAAAAUUAUAUAUUUAUCCAAGUAUUUAUUCACAACAAUGCAAAAUAUAUACCUAAAUAUACAAAGGAAAGAUACUUUUAAUAUGACAAAUUAUGUAAUAUUCCAUGUAGGCAGGUUCAUAAUCACAUAAAUAUAAUUUUUUGUUCAUAAUUGUUUAUUAAACGCAAUAGCCUAUCAGCACUUAUUUGCAUUUUGGAAUCCGCGAUACCAAUUUUCGAUCAAAUUAAGGCAAUCAUUUUAAUCCUUCUUUAAUACCUGGAAAUUAACAUACUCCCUAUAUCAUAAUUAGACUAAAUCAAAAUGGUUAUUUUUCCUUUUAUUUCCAAAGUUCAAAGAUAUUUUAGAUGUGUUAUAAAUAUUUUUUCAAAUUACUAUUCGAUUAUGUACAUUAUACGUAGAAUAUGACAUAAUUUGUCCUAUUUAAAAUAUCUUUCUUAUGUCUAUAUUUUGUAUUAUUAUGAAUAACUAUUUAGAUAUAUAAUUCUCUUUUUUAUUCGAGCAAUUUGUAUUUCGAGCCAUUUUCAUAUCGAGAAAUUCAUUUUCGAGCAAUUGAUCGGUUACCGACUCUAUAAACGUCUCUUCAUCUCAUCCCAAACAUGUUCUAUAUUCUAUAUCUAUGGGAUUGAUAUCUGGUCUGCGAGCGGGCUUGCAGGCCAGUACGGCCACAGCACAGUAUAAAGAGGCACAGUAGAACCACUCUCCGAAAAAAUGGGAAGUAAAAUCUGUAGUCGCGCAUGGCGACCGCGCAAUGUUGGCAGUCGCUUUUGCCCCACUCUCGCAUUGCUAUUCGCAUAGAAACGUACGGCUUUUAACAGGAAAAACCCGCAUCCACCACUGGUGAAUUACCAAUUGCGUACUGCCGGUAUUACUUCCUGAGAUCAAAGCGCCGACAGAAGAGUGAUUUUACUGUGGAACCUCUAUAUACUGUAGCCACAGUAUAACGCUAACGAACCAGUAGGGUCACUUCGUGAAAAUCCUUUGUUCUCUAUGUUCGAUUUUGGCAACGGCGCAUAAAAAUUUUUAUUCUUUCGCGCAUAGGACUGACAGCUAACGGCAUCCUACGUUUGCCGUGAUUGGUCGUUAUCGUGCACGGCUUUGAGAGCACAAGUACAUCUAAAAUAAAUAUUUGGAUACUACAAAAAAUUUAUUGCAAUUUAUUUGACCACCUUACGGAAUAAAGCUUUGAGUUUUAAAUAUUUGUAGAAUCCUUAACCAUUUAAUGACAACUUAGAUUACUUUUGUUUUACCUACGAGGAUAUUUGCUGUAAUAAAUAAUGAUAUUUUAUACUUUCAUUAUAAAAUGUUUAAGACCUGACAAAGUCUACUUGUAUAUAUGUUUUUAUCUAUAUGUAUUUCUAUUUAUGUUUGAUAUAAUAUAUUAUAAAUUAUU
Messenger RNA from Diabrotica virgifera virgifera (western corn rootworm), 9338 nucleotides. RefSeq lists its product as uncharacterized. The record is from RefSeq and is a predicted model, not a curated record. The transcript has 5 exons. Bases 175 to 1383 code for a protein of 402 amino acids. NCBI's taxonomy places the organism in Eukaryota, Metazoa, Arthropoda, Insecta, Coleoptera, Chrysomelidae.